Capsella rubella is the source of this 1096-nucleotide messenger RNA. RefSeq lists its product as uncharacterized. The transcript is spliced from 3 exons. Bases 55 to 981 code for a protein of 308 amino acids. Lineage: Eukaryota; Viridiplantae; Streptophyta; Magnoliopsida; Brassicales; Brassicaceae. The record is from RefSeq and is a predicted model, not a curated record.
CGGAUCAACCAGAGAUAGAGAACUCUGAAGUGUUUUUUUCGUUUAUUCAUCAAAAUGCAAUAUUUAUCUCUUCAAUCGCUUCCAUGGAAACCAAAUCCAGUGGUUUCAUCAGAAAUUCAUACUCUGAAUCCCAAACUUCCGAAUGGGUUCAGUUCUCCUCAUUGCAGAUCCCGAAACUGGAGAAUUAGAAGUUCAUCGGAAGAGAAUGUAGCAAACUCAAGUGACGGCGGAAAUUUGAAGAAAUCGCUAUCUGGUAUUGCGAGAAAUCAAGUGGAGGAGCUACUGAGCAGAGAAGAGAACAAGGGUUUGCUUGAUGGUCUGGAAAAAGCUUCCUUGAGAGUGGAGAUUGCGAAGCGAGAGCUCGAAGAUAUAGAGAGGCAAGAAAUUGAGGCGAAAUUGCUACAGGAUUAUGUUAAUCAGCUUGAAUCAAGAGCCUCAGAGAUCGCAGAAUGCCAGCAGGAGAUCAUCGCAGCAAGAUCAAUGGUUGAGGAAGCAGAACGUUCCUUGUCCUUAGCAGAUACCGCGGCAAUUGGAAGUUCAGAAAAAGGUUAUUCGAUUGAUAAAGACAAGGAGAGAAUAGAAUCAGCAAAGGCAGCAGUGAUCGCAGCUGCGGUUGGGACCAUGACAGAAAUCCCAUUCGCUCUAUCUCAGGUCUCGAGCAUCGAGCAGCUUGUUCUACCCCUGGGAGUAGCGUUUGCGAGCUGUGCAUUGUUUGGAGUCACAUUCAGGUAUGCAGUCAGAAGAGACUUGGAUGAUAGUCAUCUCAAAUCUGGAGCCGUUGCCGCCUUUGGGUUUGUAAAAGGACUUGGUAUGUUGAGCAGAGGACCGCCAUUAGAGCUGAGCUGGGAAAGCUUGCUAUCACAUGGCAUAGACGGCGCCGUUCUGGUGUCCCAAAGUGUUUUGAUAUUUGCGUUUGCGUCUAUAGCUUUGGACUUCUGUUUCAAAAUGAAGAUCUUAAGGCCAUUUCCUAGCUCUGACUAAUGUAAGAAUUAACAAAUUAAAUAUUCUCUGAAGACUUUUAUUGUAUAUUUUGGUUGAAAAAUGUAAAUCUUUCUAUAUUUAAUCAUCCAGUAAAAAAGAAUUAGAUUUUUUCUUU